Messenger RNA from Neodiprion fabricii, 4175 nucleotides. RefSeq lists its product as uncharacterized. The transcript is spliced from 12 exons. NCBI's taxonomy places the organism in Eukaryota, Metazoa, Arthropoda, Insecta, Hymenoptera, Diprionidae. The record is from RefSeq and is a predicted model, not a curated record. The coding region runs from base 349 to 2760 and encodes 803 amino acids.
CCGCCCCUGCAGUUGUCAGAUCAGCCAGUGUAGUCCAUCCGUUUACGUAUCGUCGUGCGGGCGUUAAUUUCAUGGGCUUGGGAAGAUUUUUCCGUGUAAAAUGUAUUCGCUGGCAUCGAAGUAAAUUAAAUAUUGGUCGUUGGUUGAUUGUGGUGAUGAUAUGAGAAAUCUGGCAUUAGAUUAUGUCGAAGACGUAGAAUAAAUUUUACGUAUUAUUACGUUGAUCAAGAGUUAAAUACAUAGUAGUAAUAGUGUCAUUAUUUUCAGUAACGAGAGACAAUAAAAAUAAGAAUAUAAAAGAAACAAACGUAACUAAAAUCGUACAGCGUUUCGGUGUAGAAUCAUAAAAUGUGGUUGACGGUAGUGUGGGCGACGUUUUUGAUCGCGUGCCCGUCACUGUUGGGCGUUGUCGGGCAGUACGAAUGGCAGGUGCGCGAUGAGUUUGACGAAAUUCGUCGGCGAAUGGAUCAGGUUACCAUAGAAAACUGUCCGAUUCAGCAUGUCGGAGAUUUGUACCUUCCUGAAGAUGCGGUAUCGCAUUUACCGGACAUUAAGGACAUUAACAUAAACCCAGUAUUCCCAAACAGAACAGCUUUGCUUCACCUGCAGAAUAUGGCACUGAGCAGAUCGUUUUACUGGAGUUACAUACUGCAGUCGCGUUUCAUACGACCCGCGAUAAACGACACGUACGAUCCAGGAAUGAUGUACUACUUCUUGUCAACCGUAGCAGACGUAUCCGCUAAUCCGUAUAUCAAUGCCUCGGCAAUUUACUUUGCUCCUAAUACCUCAUACUCCCCAUCCUAUCGAGGAUUCUUCAAUAAAACUAUGCCCAGAUUCGCUCCGAGAACUUUCAGAGCUGACGAUUUCAACGACCCGAUUCAUCUUGAGCGAAUUUCGACCAGAAAUACCUUCACUGUUCAAGAUCUCGGUGCUUUUCCGGCCGACAGUCUCAGCCAUGAUUAUACCACCGAUUAUUAUCGAAUAAACGAAUGGUACAAAAAAUGGCUUCCAGACAAUGUUGACAGAAGACAUGAUACAAAAACUACCUACCAGGUGGAAAUUAGAUAUGCAAAUAACACUAACGAGACUUUCACGUUUCAUGGCCCCCGAGGUGCCGAUGAAUAUCCCGGGCCAGUGAAAUGGACUCGGCCGUAUUUUGAUUGUGGCCGGUCAAAUCGUUGGCUGGUGGCCGCGGUUGUACCCAUUGUUGAUAUUUACCCCAGGCAUACGCAGUUCAGGCAUAUUGAAUAUCCAACAUACACCGCAAUUGCGGUUCUUGAAAUGGAUUUUGAAAGGAUAGAUAUAAAUCAAUGUCCGAAGGGCCAAGGAAAUAAUGGUCCAAACAGAUUUGUAGACACAGCAAGGUGUAAAAAAGAAACUACUGAGUGUGAACCGCUACAUGGAUGGGGCUUCAGGAGAGGUGGCUAUCAAUGCCGAUGUAAGCCUGGGUCUAGAUUGCCGACUGUAGUAAGAAGACCUUAUCAUGGUGAAAUAGUUGAGAGGGCUACCUCGGAGCAGUAUUACAACGGAUUUGAUUGUACCAAGAUUGGAUGGGUUCAAAAAAUGCCUGUACAAUGGGAGAAGGCAACGCCAUAUAUGAAAGAAAAAUACCUUGAAAGAUUUUAUGAGUAUCGAAAUUAUACAACUGGCCCGGCUUCACUGCACACUGAAAAAAUGAAUAUUGACCAGGCUUUAAAAUUCAUUCGCAGUGUCAAUCCAAAGACCUGUAAGAAUUUUACUCAACACGAUUUGAAUUUGCAUGGAGACAUCAGCUUUAAAGCAGAAGAAUUCUUCGAGAAUGAAGCAAAGAUGGCAGCUAGGUUAGCUAACUUCAUCAGUGCAUUUCUCCAAGUAUCAGACCCUAAGGAAGUUUAUUCUGGCAAGAGGGUGGCAGAUCGUCCGUUGACUGAAGAUCAAAUGAUUGGCGAAACUUUAGCUAUGGUGCUAGGAGACACCAAAAUUUGGUCAGCUGGUACUUAUUGGGAACGUAACAAAUUUACUAAUCGAACCUUCUUCGCUCCUUAUGUGUACAAGAACACGCUUAAUACUGGAAAGGUCAAAGUCGAGGAUCUGGCGAGGCUGAAUAACACAGACGAAGUUUACACAAAUAAGCCUUGGUUCAAAUUUCUUAAACAACGCUGGGCAGCCAACUUUGAAGAGCUGGAACAAUAUCACAUGAAGAUCAAGAUUCGAUUCAAUGAGACAGGAGAGUAUCUGAAAAAAUACGAACACUAUCCUAACUUUUACAGGGCAGCAAACCUGAAACAUGGCCAUUGGACCGCUCCCUAUUUCGAUUGUAACGGCAAAGUGAAGAAAUGGGUAAUCACCUAUGCAUCACCGUUUUUCGGCUGGGAUAGCUUGAAAGACAAACUGGAAUUCAAGGGUGUUGUGGCUGUUACCAUGGACUUGCUUCAGCUGGAUAUUAACCAAUGUGAUGAUAAAUUCUACAUUCCCAAUGCCUUCAAAGGCACACAUAAAUGUGACAGGAAAACAUCAUACUGUGUUCCGCUUCUCGGCCGCGGUUUUGACACGGGAGGCUAUAAAUGCGAGUGUAAACAAGGAUAUGAAUAUCCAUUUGAGGAUCUGAUAACGUAUUAUGACGGACAGCUGGUGGAAGCAGAAUUUAACAAUAUUGGAAAUGAUAAGGAAACCAGGUACGACAUGUUCAAGUGUCGUCUAGCAGGUGCUACUUCGAUCCAUGCAAGUUGGCUACUGCUUCUCACAGUAAUUGGUCUGUUUUAUAGACUGCACCACAGAUAAGACCGCUAUUUGUAAAUUUGAUUUCAAUUUAUAUUCUUUUGUACCUAUAUUAUGGAUCUGAAUAGUAUAAUCCGUCCGUAGCUUCGUAAGAAAAUACAUAUACGAAAUUAUAGUACAUAGUUGGUCUUGCAACAUCGUAUUAUGACAAGGAAUUUUCAAGAUAAGUUACAGAUCUGAAUAGUAUAAUCCGUCCAUACCUUUGUAAGAACAUAAUCAUACAGAAUUAUGAUACGUGGUUCGAUUUGCAACUUUGUAUUAUUGUAAGCAAUUAUAGCAAUUACUCGACUGAUAUUAUAAAUAGUUUUCAGAAAUGCUCGAAAGAUUGCUAUAAAUAAUCUUAACCAAGAAGUGAAUCUCUUUUUGCAAUUUUGUUUAAUUUAUACGUAAACUCGUUUAUUACAGGUAUUUGUAUUUGCAUUUCAAAUCUGAAUCUCGAAACGAACAAAUUAUUCGUAAUAAAGAUAUUAAACUUUUAUUAUCGGAAAUACUUUCAACUUUCGUCCACUCUAGUAUUAUAACUAUAAUAUGCUGACUGUAAUAUUGUAAUUCCCUCUUACACGUUACAACGAACAUUGAAGGAAUUUUCAUUUCACUAGCCUCUUUAGUCCAAUACUCCCGAUUUAUAGAAUAGCACCUUUGAUUUGAACGAUGUAGUCUACUUUGAGCUGCACUAGUAUAAAAACCAGGAAGCAAGAGACGUAAAAAGUCUAAAUUGCAGAAAAUUGCAAUACCCUCUAGGCUUAGCUAAACUCAGCACUAAUCCUCAGUCAAAUGUAUUCCGGCACUCCGAUUGCCCGCUAAGCAAUUCAAUACUUCAUCUGAGAGACAGAAUGUACCAGGAAAUGGUAGGAACGGAUCAUUGACAGUCUGUACAUAUCGUCGGCCAAGAACCCGGAUAAAAUAUUUGGCAAAUUUCACAGUGCAGUACGUUGCAGGGUAAAUAUGUAUAGGUAUAUAUAUCAAGUAUCGAAAUGACUACUGUCGAGACAACUAACCACUGGGAAAUGUUUUUGAACUUUUUACAAGAUGUAUAUACAGGGUGGGCCAGACAAAAAAUCAUACCAUAUCUAAACGUGAAUACAAUUCGAUUGAGUCGACCGAUUUUCCAAAACUUUUCUGUGCUCGAAAUUAAAAGAAUAAACCUUUCGUUUCGAAGAAAAUUGACAUUACAGAAUGUUCAACUUAUUGUCAGUUCCCAUUUUAAAUUGUGAUUCGAAGUUUGACUCUGGCAAUUUAGUAAUUCUCCUAGAUUCUAUUUACAUAACAUGAAACGUUUCUUGUAAUAUCGAUGUAAGUUGAACAUUCUUUAAUACUGUUUUUUUUCAUCCUUCCUGCCAGCGACUUCUUCAUAACCUAUUUUUCAAAAGCGUGUAUCUCUGCAAGGAAUGAAUCUUUGUCCAAUUUUCAAACGCGAA